Molecule: messenger RNA, 7647 nt
Organism: Hirsutella rhossiliensis
Lineage: Eukaryota; Fungi; Ascomycota; Sordariomycetes; Hypocreales; Ophiocordycipitaceae
Product: KR domain-containing protein
Exons: 13
Coding region: 1-7647 (2548 amino acids)
Biological process (GO): secondary metabolite biosynthetic process; fatty acid biosynthetic process
Molecular function (GO): 3-oxoacyl-[acyl-carrier-protein] synthase activity; fatty acid synthase activity; phosphopantetheine binding
Source: RefSeq, a predicted model, not a curated record
AUGCAUCACGAAAUGGCCCCUCGACAACACGGAGCCGAGGACCCCGUCGUCAUUGUAGGAUUUGCGUUUCGUUUCCCCCAAGAGGCCGUCUCCGAAGAUGCCUUUUGGAACAUCAUUCGCGAUGGCCUCUCCACGAGAACAGAGGUGCCAAGAAGCCGCUACAAUAUCAAUGGCCAUAAUUCCCAAACCCCGGGGCGGCAAGAUACGAGCCACUUCAUCAAGGGAGACAUUUCGACCUUUGAUGCGCCCUUUUUCAAGAUGAGCAGUGUCGAGGCCAAGGCUAUGGAUCCUCAACUGCGCCUCUUGCUCGAGACGACGUAUCACGCGUUUGAGAAUGCCGGCGUGUCCCUGGACAAGGUGCAGGGGAGCAACACAUCCGUGUACGUGGGAAACCUCGCCCAAGAGUACGUGUCGCUGUUUUCGCACGACGGCGAAAUAAGUGCAAAGUAUCAGGCCACUGGAAACUCGGCCGCCAUGCUCUCAAACAGACUGAGCUGGUUCUACGACCUGCGCGGUCCCAGCGUGUCCAUCGAUACCGCUUGCUCCAGCAGCCUUGUCGCCCUCCACAUCGCAUGCCAAAGCUUGCUUCGGGGCGAGUCUGACAUGAGCAUCGUCGGCGGCGUCCAGCUGCAGCUCGAUCCCAUGACCAUGACGGCCCCGAUAUCGAGGCUGGGGUUUCUGUCUCCCGAUGGCCAGUGCUACAGCUUCGACGAUCGAGCAAACGGCUACAGCCGAGCCGAGGGCGUCGGCAUGGUCGUUCUGAAGCGACUAUCUCACGCCGUCCGCGACGGCGACACAAUUAGAGCCGUCAUCCGCGGCACCUCGGCCAACCAGGACGGCCGCACGCCUUCCAUAUCGCAGCCGAGCGCAACUGCUCAAGCCGCUCUGAUCCGGAAAGCGUACGAGCCCUUGGGUGACGACUUUGGUCUUCCGGGGUAUUUCGAGGCCCACGGUACCGGCACCGCCAUCGGCGAUCCCAUAGAAGCAGAAGCAAUCAGCCUGGCGUUUUCGGGGCUCCUCUCCCCGGAGACGCCACUCCAUGUCGGCUCCGUCAAGGCCAACAUCGGCCAUCUUGAGCCUUCGGCCGGCAUAGCUGGGCUGAUCAAGACGGUCCUGAUGCUCGAAAGGGGCGUGAUCCCCCCGAAUGCGUUGCUCGAGAAUCUGAACCCGAGGAUAAAGGCCGACAAGUGGCAUCUCAAGUUUCCGACGUCGGCUCUCCCGUGGCCAACAGAGGGACUGAGGCGGGCCUCUGUCAACAGCUUCGGAUUCGGCGGUACCAACUCCCAUGUGGUUAUUGACGAUGCCUUGCAUUAUCUACAGAGCCAAGACCGCAGCCAACCUUUGGCCAACGGGGCAGUAACAAACGGAAUCUCCAAAGCUGUCCCCGACAAGCUGCUCUUCCUCUUAUGCGCCGCCGACGAGAACGGCGUGCGCCGGCAAGCCGCAGCCCUGGAGAACCAUCUGGCCCAGCCUGACAGAGCCUUCUCAAGCGAAUACCUGCAAGACCUUGCCUUUACGCUGGGCAGCAGGCGGAGCAUGCUGCCAUGGAAGUCCUUUGCCCUGGGGGCUUCUGCGCAAGAGCUACAGCAAAGUCUGCACGGCUUGUCCCAGAAACCGAUCCGCGCCACGGGGACGAGCCCCCUGGUUCACUUUGUCUUUACAGGACAGGGGUCGCAGUGGGCGGGGAUGGGCAAGGAGCUUCUUCCCCGACACUCGGUCUUUCGGGAAAGCAUCGAGCAUGCCGAUGCUUUCUUCCGGUCCUUGGGCUCCGAGUGGUCUCUCGUUGUGCAAGAGCAACUAUGCACACCCGCUUCCCAGUUAGACAUAGACAACCCGAGCCUGGCGCAGCCCCUGUGUACCGCACUUCAAAUCGCGCUCGUCGACCUGUUGGCCUCGUGGCACAUCUCCCCUCAGGCCGUGGUAGGCCACUCAUCGGGCGAAAUCGCAGCCGCAUACUGCGCCGGCGCCUUGGCCAAGGACUCUGCACUACGGGCCGCCUACUUCCGGGGCGAGGCCGUCUCGAGGCUCCUGCAAGACAACCAGGCAGCAAAGGGAGGCAUGCUUGCGGUUGGUCUGUCCGAGGCCGAGUUAGACCCUUACCUCGCGGUUGUCCAGGGCGACGCUGGUUCACUGGCGUGCAGCUGCGUCAACAGCCCAAAGAGCGUCACAGUGAGCGGAGACGAGACGCUCGUCCAAGAGCUCGAGCGCCGGCUACAGGCGGACAAGGUUUUUGCGCGGAAGCUCAAUGUGCCGGUUGCCUAUCACUCCCGACAGAUGGGCGCAGUCGCCGACUUCUACCGGGCAACGCUCCAAGGCCAGUUGGACUCGGAACCACAGAGGCUGCCUUCGGCCUUCUACUCGUCCGUCACUGGAAAGGAGGCAUGGGGUCAUGAUCUGCGUCAGGCAGACUACUGGGUCGCCAACCUUGUCUCCCAGGUCAAGUUCUCCGAAGCCCUCCGACUCAUGUGCUCAUCUUUGGCAGGAAACGGUCAAACCGACGUGAAGCCGUUGCCGUACCUGCUCGAGAUCGGACCCCAUUGUACUCUUGAGCGGCCCGUUCGAGAGACAGUUGCGGGAGACGCAGAAUACGCUUACGACUGUACCAUGCGCCGCAACGUCAGCUCAGUUGAUACCGUCAAGGGCAUGUUAGGGAGACUUGCCGUUCAUGGACACGCAGUCGACCUGCAGGUGGUUAAUCGUCACGACAUCACUUCCCGGCAGCCCAGGAUGCUCGUAAAUCUCCCAAAGUACCCCUUUAACCAUUCCCAGUCGUACUGGAUUGAGAGCAGGCUUUCCAAAAACGCCCGAAAUCGAGAAAGGCCGCGGCACGAGCUCCUCGGAACUCCAGAAUCGGAUAUCCCGUGGGUUUCUGACCACAAGAUCAACAACACCGUUCUGUAUCCCGCCGCAGGCAUGCUCGUCAUGGUGCUCGAAGGCAUCAGGAGUCUCGCCGCAAAGAUGCCGAGAGUCACCGGCUUCCGGUUACGAGACGUCGGCAUCGGGAGCGCGCUGGUCGUGCCCUCGACCGACGAAGGAGUCGAAGCGCAGCUACACAUGAGCUCGCACGACACGGCUUCAACCAAGGAGGCGCUGGUCUUCGACUUUUGCAUCUUCUCCGUUGCCGGCGACGACUGGAAGAUGCACUGCUCGGGACUGGUUGCCAUCGAGCACGCCGCCGUUUCAGAUACCGUCUCCGAGGACGGUGCCCUGGCCGCGACAGAAGGCAGCUUCAACGAGGCUCACGAGCGCUGCUCGGCCAGCAUCGACAGGGCCCAGUUCUACCGCGACCUCUACCAGAAAGGGGCAACCUUUGGCGAACGCUUCCAGACUUUGCACGGAAUCCGCUUCAGCGAGCACGGCAGAGAGGCAACGGCAGACCUGCCCUUUGGUGAGUGGCAGCGGCGAGUCCGGCAGCGUGAGCUCACUGAGCACAUGGUCCACCCGGCAACUCUAGACGGGCUGAUUCACAUCCUCUUCGCCUCGGUCUACAAGGACCUGCUCAAGCUCCCCACCAUGGUGCCCACGCAGCUCUCCGAGGUCUUCUUUUCGCCCAGCCUGCUGGGCGGCGACGUGGGAGACACGCUGCGUCUUUACGGCAACGUGACCGAGCGUGGGCUUUCCAGCAUGGACGGCAACGUCACCGCCGUGAGCGCGUCGACGGGCACGCCGUUGAUUACCUUCCGCGGUCUUCGACUGCUCGGAGUCCAGGCCACGGACUCGCUAGGAGACGGCCCGCCUGAGCCGACCGGCCUGUUCCACCAGGUCAGCUGGAAGCCCGACAUUAGCUUGCUGUCACAGGCCGAAAUCGAGGAGUACUGCCGCCAUGAAACUCAAGACAUGGCGGGCGGGUGCUUUGAUACGAAGAUGGAGAUAAUCUGUCGCCAUUUCCUGUCCCGCAUGCUGGACGACCUGGCCCUCGCUCCGGCGAAUCUCUCAAGGGAUCACUUCAACAACUACAUCAAGUGGGCCAAGGCCUUCUUGGAGCAUGAAAGCGAGUCCACGCUGACCCUCGAAAAGACGCUACCUGGUUUCGAGGAAGACGACGUUCAACGUCGUCACCUCGUUGACGAGUACGCCUCCGAAGGGCCACAAAGGCAGCUCAUCGCAUCCUUUGGCCGCAAACUCGUCCCCAUGCUGGCAGGAGAGCUAGACCCCCUCGAGAUACUCUUCAACGACGGACUCGCCGACAGCCUCUACCAGAGCCCCCUAUUUAGUUUCACAGCACACAGGCUGGCGGCCUACAUGGACCUGCUGUCGCACAAGAGCUCCGACAUGAAAAUCAUCGAAGUCGGCGCAGGGACCGGAAGCACAACCACCGUCGUCCUCGACGCGCUGUCCCGUCACGGCAGGUUCGCGGGUGCGUCUGCGCGUCUCGGCCACUACGACUUCACCGACAUCUCGCCGGGCUUCCUCGCCGGCGCGCAGGAGAAAUACGCCGCCCACGCCGGCCGCAUGCGGUUCAAGACGCUCGACAUCGAGCGGGAUCCCGGUGAGCAGGGAUUCGAGUGCGGGUCCUACGACGUGGUGAUUGCUGCUGCUGUUCUGCACGCAACGACGAGCAUCGACAAGGCACUGCGCAAUGUCAAGAAGCUCCUCAAGAGCGGCGGCCGACUUGUUUUUUCCGAACCCACGAACAGGCGGCUGGCAACCAUCCCGUACGCCUUUGGGGUUCUUCCAGGCUGGUGGCUUUCCACGGAGAAACACAGAUCUUCUGGCCCGCUUCUGACAAGAUCGGAGUGGAACGAGGCCCUGUUGCGAGCCGGCUUCGACGGCCUCGAGGUCUCCUUGCCCGACAAUGUUGAGGAGAGCCACGGCCUAUCUCUGCUAGUCUCUCGUCCAGCCCGCUCGCCAGAAGAUCCGAGUGCAGAGGCAGAGCCCUUGACGACCCUCAUCGUGACGGAGACUCAAUACCAGGAGGACAUGGCCACUCUUCUUCAAGCGCAGCUGACAUCACAGUCCAAUGGUGUGUGUGUUGUAACGCCAAGCAGCCAGCUAGCCACAGGGGAGUCCAAGUACGACCAGUGUAUAUGCCUCAUGGAACUAGGCAAGCCCAUCAUGGCGCAUCUGACCGAGGCUCAAUUUGCAACUCUCCGACACGUGAUGGACGCGGCUCGGCAGGUAAUCUGGGUCACGGACAACUGCGGCGAGGCUGCCGAGAACCCGGAAGCAGCCAUGAUAGCCGGCUUCGCCAAGACCCUCAUGCGCGAACGGCCCAGUCUCAACUUUGCCCACCUCAACGUACAGGCCGGGGCUCGCGUGGCCGAGACCAUCCUUCGCGUCGUCGACCAGAGCCGUCGCGUGCCGGCCGAGCAUCAGGAGACGGACCUAGUGGAAGAAAACGGCGUGAUUUCCAUCCCCAGGGUCGUCGAGGCGCCGCACAUCAACAGCCUCUUCGACUCGGAAGCCCACGCAGAGCCCCGGCCGGUCCAGGUCGGCAAAGGGGUGGAAGCCGGCGCCGCCGACGCGCUGGAGCUGCGCUUCUCCCCCGGACGUCUCGACUCGCUGCACUUUGGCCCCAGUGCCUCGGCGUCCCUCCCGCUCGGGAACGACCAGGUGCGCGUGCGGGUCAUGGCCACCGGCAUCAACUUCAAGGACGUCAUGGUGGCAUUGAACCAGGUGGCGGACGACCACAUUGGCCAGGAGUUUGCCGGAGUGGUGACGGAGGUCGGGGCGGGUCUGAAGGGGGCUUUUGGCCCUGGCGACCACGUCUGCGGCAUCGCGGCCGGCGGCGGUUUCCAGAGCUGCGUCCGCGCAAAGGGAUGCCACACGAUCAAGAUGCCGCCUGGUAUCUCCUUCGCCGAAGCCAGCGCCAUUCCGCUAGCAUACGCAACCGCGCAGUACGGCCUGCACCACCUGGCCCGUCUCCAGCCGGGCGAGAGCAUCCUGAUCCAUGCCGCAGCCGGAGCCGUCGGCCAGGCCGCCAUCCAACUCGCCCAAAGAGCGGGAGCAGCGAUAUACGUAACCGUCAGCACCCCCGAGAAGAAGAAGCUGCUCAUGGACAGAUACGGCAUCGAGCCCAGCCACUUCUUCUCGAGCCGGCAUAUCCUGUUCGCGCAGCAGCUCCUCCAGAGGACGGGCGGGAAGGGCGUCGACGUCGUGCUUAACUCGCUCGCCGGUCAAGCCCUGAGAGAAAGCUGGCGAUGCGUCGCCCCCUUUGGGCGCUUCAUCGAGAUUGGAAAACGCGACGCGAGUACCUUCAAGGCCCUGCCCAUGGAGCCCUUCCUGCGCAACGUUUCGUUUUGCUCUCUUGAUCUCCAGGUCGUCGCGAGGCUCAACGACGCACUCAUGGGACGCAUCAUGCGCGAAGUCGAGGCGCUCGUCCAGGACCCGACGGCAUCGGCGAAGCACUUGAUACCGUACCCGCUGACGGUUUUCAAACGCUCCGGCUUUGAACAGGCCUUUCGCCUGCUGCAGACCGGCCGUCAUGUCGGCAAGGCUGUGGUAGACUGGGAGCAAGCAGACACGAUUCAGGUCAUCCCAAAGAGCCCGCUCGAUUACAGAUUCGACGCCGAGGCUACCUAUGUCAUCGCCGGUGGGCUCGGGGGCAUCGGGAGGCACACGGCAGCGUGGAUGUGCCGACACGGCGCGAGAAACGUCAUGCUGCUCUCGCGCUCCGGGCCCAAAAGCGAAGCGGCCAAAGAGCUGGUUGCCUCGCUUGAAAAGGGCGGCGUCAGCGUGUACGCCCCCAAGUGCGACAUCUCAGACCCCGAGGCCGUUGAGGCCGUUGUCACGCACGCCAAAGCCAACAUGCCGCCUAUCAAGGGCUGCAUCCAAGCCUCCAUGGUGGUCGAGAACCACAUCUUCGAAAACUACACCCUGCCAGCUUUCCAGGCGGCCCUGGGAUCCAAAGUCCAGGGCACGCUCAAUCUCCAUAGCCAUCUCCCGCCGGACAUGGACUUCUUCGUACUCCUCUCGUCGCUCGCAGGCAUCCACGGCGCCGGGUCGCAGAGCAACUACGCGGCCGCAAACGCCUUUCUCGACGGCUUUGCGCGCUUCCGGCACGCCCAGGGCCAGCGCUGCGUCUCGCUCGACCUCGGCUUCGUCGAGAGCAUCGGCUUCAUCGCCGAGCGCGCCGAUGUGGCGCAGAGCAUGGCCAUGACGUAUCUGGACCACAGGGCACUGCGCGAGAGCGACCUGUUUUUCUUGCUCAAGUACGCAUGCAAUCCCCUCCUCGACGUCCCGUCCCCCUGGGAAACGCAGAUUCUUGGGGCUCUCACGACGCCCGCCUUUGUACGGCGCGGCGGCUUACUGCAGGAACACCGCUGGAUGCACCUCCCCGUGUUCCGGCACCUGUACUGCAUGGAGGAGCAGGGCCACGAGGGAUCCACCGCCGCCGGCGCCGAGCAGGUCGACGGCGCCGCGGCACAGCUCCGGGCGGCUGCGAGUGUUGCCGAGGCAGCGGCCGCGAUCACGGGCCUAUUUGCGAAGCGGCUGGCGCGAUCGCUGGCGGUGCCCGUCGAGGACAUUGACAUCGACCGGCCGCCGUAUGCGUUUGGCGUCGACUCGCUCGUCGCCGUGGAACUCGUCGGGUGGUUCUCAAACGAGAUUCGCGCCGACGUGCCUGUCGUUCAGAUUCUGAGCCGCUCCACCAUUGCGCAGUUGGGGCUGUUGGCUGCGGAAAAGAGUCUCCAUAUGCAGCAAAAAUGA